Molecule: messenger RNA, 1782 nt
Organism: Papaver somniferum (opium poppy)
Lineage: Eukaryota; Viridiplantae; Streptophyta; Magnoliopsida; Ranunculales; Papaveraceae
Product: intermediate cleaving peptidase 55, mitochondrial-like
Exons: 14
Coding region: 170-1588 (472 amino acids)
Cellular component (GO): mitochondrion
Molecular function (GO): metalloaminopeptidase activity; manganese ion binding
Source: RefSeq, a predicted model, not a curated record
AUCAGACAAGUUUAACAAGUAUCAAUUGUGUUUCCCAACAAGUUUCAAUUGUGUUUCCCCCGAAAACCCCUGAAACUUCCAAAAACCAUUGAUUAUAUGGAAUUUCCACCCCACUUUGAGAUAGAAAAUUAGUGACAGAAGAUCAGAGUUAAAGAAAUAGGCAGGAAAAAUGCAAGGGCUGAGAACGAAAUUAUUCCAGAAGUUCUCCCUCAAUCAAACUAUCCGUCGAUGCACAUAUUGUACAUCGAAGGUUUUUGAUGCGGGACAACCAACUGCCAGUUCUCAUCCUGAUUUAUUAUCAGAAGGAGAGAUAACACCUGGAAUUACAGCUGACGAGUACAUAACAAGAAGAAAAAGAUUGUUGGAUCUGCUUCCAGAAAAGAGUUUAGCUAUAAUUGCUUCUGCCCCAGUAAAGAUGAUGACCGAUGUUGUUCCAUACACAUUUAGACAGGAUGCUGACUAUUUAUACUUAACUGGAUGCCAGCAGCCUGGUGGAAUUGCAGUCCUAAGUCAUGAAUCUGGUCUAUGCAUGUUUAUGCCAGAAUCGGAUCCUCAAGAUGUUACAUGGCAGGGUCAAAUUGCUGGAGUAGAUGUAGCUUUGGACACGUUCAAGGCUGAUAAGGCGUUCCCUAUGAGCAAGAUGCGCGAGGUCCUUCAAAACAUGAUUCGACGAUCAUCCAAAGUAUACCAUAACCGGAAUACUGCUCUAUCAGCCUAUAAGGAUUUGGAGCCCUUCCGCAAAGCAUCUAUCAGUGGCAAAGUGAAAGAUCUUUCAGCAUUCACCCACGAGCUGCGGUGGAUAAAAUCACCAUCAGAACUUAAGUUGAUGAGAGAAUCUGCAUCAAUUGCUUGUCAGGCUCUUUUACAAACAAUGUUAUUCUCGAAAACUUCACCCCAUGAAGCUAUGCUAGCAGCCAAGGUUGAAUGCGAAUGCAGAAUGAGAGGUGCUCAAAGGAUGGCGUUCAACCCAGUGGUUGGUGGUGGGCCAAAUGCUAGUGUUAUACACUAUUCCAGAAAUGAUCAAAAAAUCAAAGACGGGGAUCUAGUUUUGAUGGAUAUUGGAUGCGAGUUGCAUGGCUAUCUCAGUGAUCUUACUCGUACAUGGCCAACAAGUGGACACUUUACCCCAGCUCAAGAAGAGCUUUAUGAUCUUAUCUUGGAGACAAACAAAGAAUGUAUAAAGCUUUGCAAACCUGGUAUUAGCAUCCGCGAAAUACACCACUCUUCAGUCCACAUGCUCUGCAAAGGACUUGCGGAGAUUGGGAUCCUACAACAUAAAUCUGAUGUUCAGAAUUACAGUAAACUGAAUCCCACUGCUAUAGGUCAUUAUCUUGGAAUGGAUGUGCAUGACUCUUCAGCAAUCAGCACUGACUGUCUUCUGAAGCCCGGUGUUGUCAUAACAAUCGAACCGGGGAUUUACCUUCCAUCUUCCUUUGACGUGCCAGACAGAUACAAAGGCAUUGGGAUAAGAAUCGAGGAUGAAGUUCUUAUCACAGAAACUGGAUACGAGGUCCUAACUGGGUCAAUGCCUAAAGAGGUUCAGCACAUCAAGUCAUUGUUAAAUGACAUGUCGACACCAAGAGGGUAGCAUCAUCCAGUUGACACUUGCAUGUGCCAUUUUUCCCGAAGGAUUCGUGUUGUGAAUGUAAAAGAAGGUAAAGUUUUGCCUUGAACUUGAGAUGAAAACACUCCAUUCUUUGUAGUGCAAUGAACAAUAAUUAAGAGAAAUGAGUUCUUAUUUUCUACUUAUUAAGUUGGAAAAUUUCCAGCUUUUUUGGUGAA